This is a messenger RNA of Caenorhabditis bovis, 1206 nucleotides long. NCBI's taxonomy places the organism in Eukaryota, Metazoa, Nematoda, Chromadorea, Rhabditida, Rhabditidae. The record is from the annotation of a GenBank genome assembly.
AUGUCCGGAUUAAACGAGCUAUAUAAGGGCCAGAAUGAUCCAUCAUGUAAUGUGACACUUGAAAUCGAUGGAAUCGAGGUUUUGAAAGCUCACGGAAUCAUUUUAGCCAUCAACAGUGCUUAUUUUGAAACUGCGCUUCGUUCAAUUCAUCACCCACAAUGUAAUACAAUAUUUGAUCUCGAUUCAAAAAUAAUAAAAUUUUCAAGAAAUGUGCUAUUGGAAAUUGUAAAUUAUAUGUAUACUGGUGUUAUAGCGAUCGAAAAAGAAAAUUUGGAAGCUGCAAAGUUUUUAGACUGUAAAGAGCUCGUGACGUUUUUAGAAGAAAGGUUUAAGGAAAACCAGGAUUCAACGGUUCAAGAUGAUCCGUGUGUUGAGAAAAUUCGUCAAAUUGGUUCUGUUGGACAGAAAGCAGCGGUGACGUUGGAGAUUGGAGAAGACACAUUAUUCCUGAACAUACAUGAUGCGAAACAAAUCAUAAAUUUCAUGUAUUGUGGAAAAUUGACGAAUCUGAACAAGAAUCGCCUACAAUUACUUCGAAUUUCAUCAGAGAAGCUCAAAUACUUGACUCUUGCACAAUUGAUCACAAUGAUGCUCAAAAAGAUUGAAACUAAAGAGCAAGAAUAUCGAAAAAUAACGAAACGGAAAGUGAUAUCCGAGGAAAAAAUGAUCGAGGUUGAUCUACAGGAUGAAUAUGCCAUGGUUUACAAUGGUUACGUGAAAGGUCCUUCGAGGAAAAGGAAGACGAAACUAGUAGAAAUUCAAGAUUCUGGAGAAGGAACUUCGAAUUCAUGCGAGGGUAAUAAUGAUAUUGAACAGCAAGAGGAGGUGACAAAAAAUCCAUUAAAAUGUUCCAAAUGUGAUCAACUAUUUGAAACGAAAGAAGCUCAAGAAUCGCAUGAGAGAACAAUUCAUUCCGUCGAUCUCCCUUACGUGUGCGCAGUUUGUGGUAUCGGAUUCAAGGUUCAGUCGAACUUUGCGAGACACAGACGAUCUCAUACUGGCGAAAAACCAUAUGAAUGUAAGCAGUGUGGAGCUACUUAUGCGGAUAAAAAAUAUAUGGAUCGGCAUAUUCUUCGUGAGCAUUUCAAUGCCACCGAAAUACUUUGUGCAGCUCCGGGAUGUCGCUCGAAAUUUUGGCGCAAUGAUCGUUAUUUAAUUCAUUAUAAAAAUAAUCAUGGCGGAUUUCCGAAUAAUUUGUAUGGUUGA